Molecule: messenger RNA, 1040 nt
Organism: Lolium perenne
Lineage: Eukaryota; Viridiplantae; Streptophyta; Magnoliopsida; Poales; Poaceae
Source: RefSeq, a predicted model, not a curated record
CAUUGCCUCAGCCACAGUACUACGGCAAUGCCAAGGCCGCCAAGGAGGACUACUGCGACAUGGUCAAGUCUCGUCACCCCGAGGUGGAUGACCCCUUGAGCAUUCCGGUCGACGAGGAGUCGUUGGUCCUGUCGGGGCACGGGCGUCCGCAUGGCCGUUUCCCCUUUCUGAAUAAGGCGGUCAAGCCUACCCACUCCACGAGCUACACGCGUCUCAAGCAUACCCUCACCGCCGACAGCCCCCAGCCUCGUCCACGGCCUGCUCGUCCACCCGCCUACGAUCCUGAGUUCGAGGCGGCCUUCGAAGCCUGCAAUGAAGCGUAUCAGCAGGCCGCUGCCCAGUGGAAUAGGCAGAAUACGGCCUACAUGGCGUAUAUAGGAGAAAUGAUGAUCUCUAUGUCUACUGGUACACCGCCACCGGCUCGAGUUACCGUGGCGGGGGACAUGCCUAUCAUGCCAUCGAGGGCAGCUUUCGCUGCGACUUACUACGGAUCCACACCGGAGGGAACGGGAUGGUCCGGGAACCAGGCAUCGCCGGGUGGGCGCGAGGUCACACCGGUUCAUGAAGGUGGUCGGUCUCCUAGGCGUUCUGCUACACUGUUAUCUUCUUGCCCCGUGAGAAGAGCAGCGCCCACCGGCGGAACCGUGAGCAGCUGGGGGAGCUGCUGCGGCGUCUCGAGCGCGGGAAGGCUGUUGUCGGCGAGCUGUGCGGCGCCGCAAGCGCGGGGAGGCCGUCGCCGGCGAGCUGUCGUGGGGGACUCGAGCGCGGGGAGGCCGUCGCCGGCGAGCUGUCGUGGGGGACUCGAGCGCGGGAAGGCCGUCGCCGGCGAGCUGCUGCGGCGUCGCGAGCGCGGGAAGGCUAUUGUCGGCGAGCUGUGCAGCGUCGCAAGCGCGGGGAGGCCGUCACCGGCGAGCUGCUGUGCCGUCUCGACCGCGGGGAAGCCGUCGCCGGCGAACUAUCAUGUGAGACUCGAGCGCGAGGAGGCCGUCGCCGGCGAGCUGUUGCGGCGUCGCGAGCGCAUGGGCUGCGAUGGGGCUUAG